Alternaria atra is the source of this 1758-nucleotide messenger RNA. RefSeq lists its product as uncharacterized. NCBI's taxonomy places the organism in Eukaryota, Fungi, Ascomycota, Dothideomycetes, Pleosporales, Pleosporaceae. The transcript has a single exon. The coding region runs from base 1 to 1758 and encodes 585 amino acids. The record is from RefSeq and is a predicted model, not a curated record.
AUGGUGUCUCACAUUACAAAACGGACGCGCAAGGAUUCUUAUCGGUCUACCUCGUAUGAGCCUCGUCUUGCCACCGAUGUAGGGAGCUUCGACAAGCGCAUGGAGGAAGCUAGAGACCAUCAGUCUCGGGAACUCACUUCUGAACAGCUCGAUCGAGCGCAAGCGCUUGCCAACAUCAAGUUGAAUUACCAAUGCCCGGACGAAGGCUUGAUCAAGAAGAUGCGCAAAAGGAAUGCCGCUCUGUUCAAUCAAGCGGGAAAGCGCUUUGCACUAUCCACAUUGCCCACAUCAUCGACGUUAUUGUCUUCGCAAAUUAACCAGUUCGCUAGCAAUCUGCCCGCACCACAGCUCUGCCCACCGAACAUAUCUUUUACCAUUUCACAGCCUCUCCUAAGCGCGCAAUCUCUGGCAGACCGCCAGAGUUGGGAAGAUAUCGCGAAGAAAAGCAUUAUUCAUAAAGCAUUGAGUUUGGACAAAGUCUGGGACCGCAAGACGUGGAAGCAGAAAGCAAGCAACAUCGAGCGACUGAAAUUGCUAAAAGACGACGGGUACGACAUCGCACCCUUACAGGGCAUAAAGGGCAAGAGGGUAUCCGCCGAUGCGAUCAUCACCGCCCUACUAGCCCACAUCAAGACACGAAAAGUGAAUGAUACCGACUCUGCAUCUGCUGUGGUCGCUCCGACCACUUUGUUACCACCCUCAGCUAUUAGCGAAGAAGUAUCGGAACCAACGCAAGAGGACAGUUGUGGCAGCCAUGCGACCCCCAUUAUAGCGAACAAAGAGGGUGAGAUAUCCGAUGAGAAAUCUGGAAUAACUGCGGCGGCUCUGCUGUCCGGUAUAGUACCACGAAAGGUCCCGGAAGUUGAACGUAUGAAGAUGGAGCGGCAGUUAUGGGUCACGUCCCCGCUCGCAGGCAUAAAGCGCAAGCAUACUCAUGACGACGAGUACCAGCCUGAUUGGUCCGAGCUGAACCCACACAAAGCACUCCAUGACUUCUAUAAUGAAGCAAAGACCAACCGUCUCAUCGAAUCACCAUGUACCUGCUGUAUGUACGAUAAAGUCAUGCGGGUAUUGACACGGGAAGAGGCCAGUAAGGCCUUUGAAGAGCAAGCUUUCGACAUAGUCAAGCGGCGAAUCGGUCGUGACAUCUUCCGAUACUCAAGGGCAGUGAGAAGGCUCCGUCAUUUCCAAGUGUCAACUGCAUCCAGCCAAUAUGUUGCAACAUCGAAGCCUUCUCGAAUCAUUCUCCAACCGCAGGCAUCGCCCGUUCAUCUACCGUCUGGAUUGCACGCAUGCAUUAGUGCGAACGGCAUGAAUUUGAUUAUAGAAGAGCUUAAACACAUUGCAUAUGGUUGUAAUGGAGACAACAACAUGUACAUCAAAGACCCUGAAGAGACUGAAGAUAGAGAGAGCGAUCAAUUGAUGGAAGCAGGCAAAACUGGAAAUGAACAGUUCUUGUACCAAGUCCGUCUUUCUACCACCCCUGCGCUCCAGAUGAUCAUUGAAGGAGAGACAACUGCACUUAUUGGUCUGGUAAAGCGCCUUUAUGAGAGCGAACUCACUCACUGUCACAGAUGGCAAUAUGACGCGGAUCUGAUGGAGGUGAUCGCAGAUAAUAGGGUGCCAUGGCGUCUGAGCGAUGCGACCCAGUCUGCUUUGGAGCAUCUGGAAAAGCUCCUAGAGACGGGACAGACUCUUGGUGGUGUGGAGGUCCGUCUUGGAUAUGUGGGCAGCCCGGACAAGGCGAGGUCGCGUUAA